This is a messenger RNA of Symbiodinium sp. CCMP2592, 2004 nucleotides long. Lineage: Eukaryota; Dinophyceae; Suessiales; Symbiodiniaceae. The record is from the annotation of a GenBank genome assembly.
AUGGAAGAGGGGAAGUCCUGGGAGCAGCUCGGAGGCUUGGACAAGCAAGUCAAUGACGUGCAGGUGGUCCUCAACCAGGUGACCCAUGACUUUGAUGAGCAGUUGCUAGCCGCUGCUGCAGCAGGAGAUGGGGAGCUCGUGGGCCGCCUUCUCAAUCGCUAUCAGGAUCCCAAUUGUCAAGAUGAGCGUGGCGAAACUGCCGUCUACAAGGCCAGCCAAGCUGGAUACCCACAAAUUCUGCAGAUGUUGCUAGAAGCCGGCGGUGAGAAGGACAUAGCUGAUCAACAUGGAACUGUACCGCUUCACGUUGCAGCUUUGCGAGGGCAUCUGGAUGUCGUGAGAGCUUUGAUCGAAGCUGGUGCAGACAAGGAUUUGGCCGACCAACAUGGCGCCGUUGCCUUGCACAUGGCAUCCCUGAAUGGUGAGGUGGAAGUGGUGCAGCUUUUGGUGGAAGCUGGAGACGAGAAGGAUAAAGUUGGGGGUCUGGGCGCUACACCUCUACAUAUUGCAGCUGAGCGAGGGCACCUUGAGGUGGUCCGCUACCUGGUGAAGGCUGGUGCAAAUUUGCAUUUUGCCAACUUGCGGGGAGCAGCCGGCAUUCACAUGGCCGCUUUGAGCGGACAUGUCGAAGUGGUGCGAUUGCUGGUCGAAGCAAAAGCUGAGAAGGACCAACGUGACAAGCAUGGGGCCAGCCCGUUGCAGCUUGCGGCGGAGAGAGGGCAAGAGGCUGUCGUUAGGUUCUUGCUGGAGGCCGGAGCAAAGACUGACCAGCGUGAUCAACACGGCAGCGUCGCUUUGCAUGUCGGAGCCUUGCAUGGACACCUUGGAGUGGUGAAGGGUCUCGUCGAGGCAAAGGCUGACAAAGACUUGGUUGAUCAGCACGGAGCGGCCGCCUUGCACAUGGCGGCGCUGAACGGCGAGGUGGAGAUCGUGCAGUUUCUAGUCUCGGAGUGCGGAGCUGACAAAGAUCAAACCGGUGGCUUAGGUGCUACGCCUUUGACCAUUGCAGGUGAACGGGGGCAUGUAGAAACCGUCAGGUUUUUGCUGGAAGCCAGGGCCGACAAAGACGCGACCAAUCUCCGCGGGGCAGGAGCCAUCCACAUGGCUGCUCUAAGCGGACAUCUUGAUGUUGUUCGUUUGCUGGUUGAGGCAGGUGUCGAUCGUGACCUUGUUGAGAAGAAUGGGGCAACAGCUUUGCACCUCGCUUCGGAGCGCGGGUACACUGCAGUGGUUACUUACCUUCUCCAGUCCCAAGCAAAUGUCGACAAACCAGAUGGCACUGGUCGCACCGCAUUGCAUCUGGCUUCUCUAUACGGACACCUUGAGAUCGUUAAGACGGUCAUGGCUUUGUGCUCAGACGCAGACCUGCUGGAUGGACAGGAUUUCAGGCCUCUCCAGCUUGCCGCAGAAAACGGCCACACUGAAGUGGUGCGCUUCUUCCUUGAGGCCAAGGUUGACAAGGACAGGGCUCCACGUGGAGUGACUCCCCUGCACUGCGCUGCACGCUGUGGUCACUUGGGGGUGCUGCAGCUUCUACUUGAGCUCCGCGGCGACAUCGACAAGGCUGGUGUGGGUGGUGCGACGUCGCUGCACUACGCUGCGAACUUUGGGCACCUGGACAUCGUGCUGAAGUUGAUCGAGGCUAAAGCGCGCCUGGGCGCCACGACAGCGCAGGGACGCUCACCUUUGCUGCUCGCAGCGUCACGCGGACAUGCAGAGGUGGUGGCUGCCUUGGCCAAGGCCCGUGCCGAUCUGGAGCAGGCAGCUCACAACAACGAGACCCCGCUGUAUGCUGCGGCGCAAGCGGGCUAUGGAGAGGUAGUGCGCGUGCUGUUGAACGACGACGACAGCUGGAAAGGCACCCAGCCGCUACGCGCCGCAUCGCGGUGUGGACACAUGGACGUUGAUGUGGUCGGCUUCGACAUGCCACAGGAUGGCCAACUGGGCUCUGUCCUUGCAGCAAGGCCGCCCUCAGGUCCCCAGCGCAUUGCCGGUCGUCGCUGA